AUGGCUUUUGGCCCAGUCUGUGCAGUAGCUCAGGACAAGACAACGCUUGUGUUCUCUUCGUCUCCCGCACCCAUGCAGCGCCAUACAGAUGCACGCUCGGGAGCGCCUCUACGAUUUUCAUCACCCGCUGCGCGGCAAGAUGAUUCAGCAGCCCGUCUGGCGCCACGACGUUCAGGUGCCGGCGCUGUCAGGGUCAGACCCCAACGUACAGCCUCGUCUCAGGCGAGCAGUAGCAGUGGACCCCUUUCCGGCCACGAAGAUUUCACUGAAGCCAAUCUCAAGAAGCGUAGACGGAAGCGCGCACCCGUCUCGCUCACUGUCGGCCCGCCACCUGCGUUCACGUUCGUCGAUACGGCCUUUCGAGGUGUCUCCUCAGCGCAGGAUCUGCCAUCAAGUCCAGUCUUGCCAUCGGACUCUGUCGCGGGCGAUGAACGACCCUCCGGCGGCCUGACUGUACGGCCGACUUUGCUGGACAGCAGACAAGACUGGAGUGACGGACUCGAGCCACCGCUGCAAGCUCACGAGGACUCACUAGACGAGCAAUCGCUCGACCUCAGCUUUGCAUCUGGCAUGUCCAUCACUACACCCUGCACUGAAGAGCCGCCGUCAGGCAUGGGCAAUUUGCUAGGCGGACAUGAUCUACUCUCUGGCAUAGAUCCACGAGCGCAAGCUAAUCUGCUCAACGCAUCACAAGACUCUUCAUCACCUCACCUGAUGGACAUCUCGCCUGCUCAGCCGGUCGGACUGCCAGCCCCAGCGGGCAUGCCUCUGCUGCCGCAUGCUACUCUGCUUGCUACCUCAGCCGAACAAGAUACCUCCUCCUCGCCCGAUCAUUCGCCGCUAAAGUCAAUGAUUGCUACCAGAAGACCGCUGAUGGCAGCCCGGCCGGCCUUCAGCUCAUCGCUCAGCUGUGGAUCCACGCUCUUCGCGGACAAAUUGGCUCACAGACCCAAGCUCGAUAGCAAUGGUCCUCGCGUUUUCGGUCGCGAGUUGUCGCCUAACAGCCUAUCGCCGCACCAUGCGUUGCAGAAGGUGGCAGACAACCUUGUCUCGGCCAAGCCCAGUACCUUUGGGCGAGCGCAGAGUGAAGCUACUCUAUCUCUCAGCUACAAGGCGCGUGAUGCAAGCUAUCAAAAGCCAUCGCUAUCUGCUGGCUUGCCCAAGCGGCCUUCGAUAUCUCCCUGUCCGGUCACAAAGAAGACGUCAUCUUUUCAAAGUCGUGAUCGAGCGCGUCAGCUCGGUCAGGAUCUAGCCGGCCCAAAGAUGAGCAGUGCACCGGUCCUGCCAAUCAAGUCAAGACCUGCCGUUUCACAUCAGAAGCGCCUGUCAGAACCUUCCGUGCCAACCUAUCGCACGCUCGCGUCGCAGCUAUCAGAUUCAGCCACCGGACUACCCAACGUCGCAGAAGCACUCACUCCGGACGCAAUGGACAUCGAUCCUGCCUCACCUGCCGGCUACUUCUCCGCCAAGAUGAAGCAAUCUGUGCCGCCGCCAUCGAUUAAAAAGCUAGCCACGCUCAUCUUGCCCCAGAGCAGCCCUAUCCCUCAGGUGCCGGACAGCUUCGGCGACCUGUUCAACGAUCUCUCGCCAGUCGCAAUGACCUAUUCCACUCGCAAACGCGAUCGAGCAGAAGAUGAGGAUCAGAUGAGUAUCUGCACAUCCCCAGACUCGCUCACGGUCCCAUUGCCGAACGACCGAAGUACAAAUCGCACAGCAUUUGCUCGAGCUCAGACCACGCUAGGCAUCGGCAACAGCUCUCAACGACGGUUGACCAAGCGACCUUCGCUCUCGUCGUUUGUCGAGCACACGGACGCACAAGAGGCACACCUAGUCAGACACAAGACAUCCAGCUCACUCCCGUUCGCAGCGCUGGCGGCCCAAUCUACGUUCCAGCACGCCGAUGAUUCGCCAAUCAGAUUGGACCGACAGACCCUGAAGAUGCGACGGGCGCAGUCCGUCUGCGCUGCACCAGCCAUUGUCGUCACGCGAGAUCAGCGCGUCAUGCCCAAGCUCAGCUUGCUCAACAGCCCCGGUCCCUUCAGCGACGGGAUCGAAGCCUCGCCGUGUGUUCGUCCGCCGAUGCGUGGUCGAUCCUUGACGCCCGCACUGGAUAACCACUCUGCACACUCUGAGUCGCCACCUCGCGACGACAGGAGAUCCGCAUCUUUCCAAGGUGUAUCUCAACACCCAGCACAUGAGGUCCAGCUACAGAACCCGCUUUCAUCGCCCGAGCUCACGCUGCAGUUCGGCAUGAACGAAGCUGAAGGCAAGGUCUUGCCGUGCCACAACGUCAAGAGCGACGGCCUCAUGCGCAUCACCGCCCAAACGCUCAAGGACGUUCUGUCUGGCGUCUACGAUGGCCGUGUACAGCAGACGACCAUUGUCGACUGUAGAUUCGAUUAUGAGUACAUGGGCGGUCAUGUCAGUGGCGCGAUCAAUCUAGCGAGUCAGGAUGCGGUCGAAGACUACUUCCUUUGCGCUGGCGACGGCUACAAUUCUACCGGUCCAGGCAGACUGCCCGAACCAUCACGCAGUGGCCAGCCGCUGCCCGCUCUCCUCAUCUUCCACUGUGAAUUCAGCGCAAAACGAGCGCCAACAAUGGCUUGUCAUCUGCGAAGUAAGGAUAGGACCCGAAACGUGCAUGUCUAUCCCGCUGUGCACUAUCCGGAGGUCUACGUACUGGAGGAUGGCUACGAGGGCUUCUGGAAGCAAUAUCCUGCAAGUCGCUCUGACCUCUGCAUCGGUGGCUACGUCCCCAUGGACGAUCCCAAACACCGCACGCAUCGCUAUGACCAGCUCAACAAGUUCAGAACCUUUGAUCGCGCCAAGUCUUACACCUUUGGUCAACAGGCGAUCGCAGUCGAGCCAGCUCAGCAAGCAUCUCGCAGGCUAGCAGACAUCGUCGAUCUGACCUCGAGCCCUUCGGGCACUGAUAGCCCGAUCGGCAAGGCUCAGCUCAACCGCUUCAAACAAAACAAGGCCGGCUUGCUCAAAUUUGGCUCUACGGCGAAUUCAAAGUCUGGGAGCCGUAAGCCGUUCGAGCGGGCGACCACAACAGCCGGACUCUUCCGACAAUGA
Mixia osmundae IAM 14324 is the source of this 3078-nucleotide messenger RNA. RefSeq lists its product as uncharacterized. The record is from RefSeq and is a predicted model, not a curated record. Gene Ontology annotation, cellular component: cytoplasm; nucleus. Gene Ontology annotation, biological process: positive regulation of G2/MI transition of meiotic cell cycle; positive regulation of G2/M transition of mitotic cell cycle; G2/M transition of mitotic cell cycle. Gene Ontology annotation, molecular function: protein tyrosine phosphatase activity. The coding region runs from base 1 to 3078 and encodes 1025 amino acids. The transcript has 4 exons. NCBI's taxonomy places the organism in Eukaryota, Fungi, Basidiomycota, Mixiomycetes, Mixiales, Mixiaceae.